Messenger RNA from Magallana angulata, 363 nucleotides. RefSeq names its product crossover junction endonuclease EME1-like. The record is from RefSeq and is a predicted model, not a curated record. Lineage: Eukaryota; Metazoa; Mollusca; Bivalvia; Ostreida; Ostreidae. Gene Ontology annotation, cellular component: nucleus; Holliday junction resolvase complex. Gene Ontology annotation, biological process: double-strand break repair; resolution of meiotic recombination intermediates; mitotic intra-S DNA damage checkpoint signaling. The coding region runs from base 1 to 363 and encodes 120 amino acids. The transcript has 4 exons.
AUGCAGCAGCAUCUGUGGAAAGAUCGAUUACAGACAGCUUUCUUUGAUGAUGGUGUAGCUACAGUAAAAGUUGACAAGAAUGGACAAGGUCUUCUGAAGGUUUGGAAGCAACAGUUGCUGCAGUUUAAGAACAUCAGUCCUGACAUUGCUGAUGCUAUUGUACAGGCCUAUCCCUCCCCUCGCUUACUGAUGGAGGCAUACAGAAAAUGCAAUGAUUCAAAGGAACAAGAAAAAUUACUAGAAAAUAUUGUGGUAAGAAGGGGAGCUGGUGUUUUGGAGACGUCACGCAGAGUGGGAAAAGAAAUGUCAAGGAGAAUUUAUACUUUUGUGACCAGUUCCAAUCCUAAUGAAGUUAUCAAAUGA